Molecule: messenger RNA, 995 nt
Organism: Nezara viridula (southern green stink bug)
Lineage: Eukaryota; Metazoa; Arthropoda; Insecta; Hemiptera; Pentatomidae
Source: the annotation of a GenBank genome assembly
UAUUAAUAAAAUCAUAUGUUUUAAUAACGAAAUUAUCAUAUGUUUACCGGAGACGACUGUCAUAUUAUGAAUUCUAAUUUGUAAUUUUUUUCUCUUCUAAUCACGCCUCCUUGGACAUUGUUCAUCAUUGCAAUAGAGAAAAAUUUAAAGUUUUGUGGGUUUUCGAAAACAAUAAGAAAUGACUUCAGAAAAUACAACUACGGAUACCCCUAUACCUGAUAUCCCCGCACCAGAUUCCCCUACACCAGUUGCCUAUGUACCAGAUCCUCAUUCACGAGAUUUACAUGAACCAGGUACACCUAAAGUUACUAAAACAAUAACAGCUGAUGGCAGAGAAAUGAUAUGCACGGAAGUGGAGACAUCAUCGGAAGGGGGGAGAACACCGGAAGGGAAGAAAUCUCCGGGAGUUGACAAACUCAAAAAAAUAACUUUAUCCACAUGCCCACCUGAUCCGCGCUUCCAGCAGCAGAAUAAGACGAAGUGGUGUUACCGAAUGUUCAUCGACUUCCAUAGUAUUCUUGAACUGAGUAAUAUUUCGCGCAUGAAAAAAGAAAUUAAAGAAUACUUUAACGAAAAACUUGAAGAAAUGUCUGCCGAGGAAUCAAAACCCAAAGAAAAGAAAAAUCUUGUUGCAGCGGGUGGAAUUAUAUGCUAUGAGGAAGAGAAGGUUGAAAAAACGGCAACCGUUUUGUCUACAUGCCCGCCGGAUCCUAGGUUUCAACAGCCGAACAAGACGAAAUGGUGUUACCGAAUGUUCAUUGACUUCCAGAGGUGCUCACAUUUAUUAGGUGAAGAUAGCGGUCAUUGUAAAAUAUUUAAGAAAUGUUACGAGUGCCUUUGCCCGAACCAGUGGGUGAGGGACUGGUAUGAACAGAUCGAGGAUGGCACGUUUCCGAGAGAUUUGGAACAAGAUAUGGGUUGAUAAGAUCGUCAAUGUCAAUGCGGUUCUACGUGGAAAAAAAUACAAUAAUUUAUUAUACAAUUUUUAAAUUUUA